AUGGGGCGUCACCGUUUCAGGAGGCGCCCUCCGACCCCCUCCUCCUCCUCCUCCUCCUCCUCCUCGUCGUCGGAGCUCGACGACAUGCUGCCGGUGGGCGCGGAGGUGGAGGUGCGCAACGAGGACCCGGGCUUCGCCGGCUCCUUCUACGAGGCCACCGUCGCGGCCCACCUCCCCUCCUCCCCCUCCUCCUCCGACCGCGGCGGCAACAAAUGCUACACGGUGGUCUACUCCACGCUGGAGGGCGACGACGGCGAGCCCCUCCAGGAGGCCGCGGCGGCCGCCUCCGUGCGCCCCCGCCCCCCACGCGCCGCGCCGAGGCGGUUCGCGGUGCACGACAUGGUGGAGGCGCUGCACAGCGAGGGGUGGUGGGCCGGCGUCGUCUCCGCCGUCGCCCCGGCGCCUGCGGUGGCCGGAGGGGAUCUGCGGCGCCGGCCGAGGCGGGUGUACCAGGUCGCGUUCCCCACGUCGCGGGAGACGAUCGAGUUCCAGGAGGCGGACCUCCGGCCGCACCGCGAGUUCGUCGCCGGCCGCUGGGUCCCAGCUGCCAAGGCGGACAAUGCAUCUCCUUCUUUCAGCGAGGGAGACCAAGUUGAAGUGAGUCAGUCUGGAACGAACUUUGGCGAAUCCUGGAAUCCAGCUACUGUUCUUAAAGUGAUUGGUGCUACAAAUUUCUUAGUAAAGUACAUGCACAAUGGGAAAGACGGGAAAUCAGCUACCGAGAUUCUGGAUUCUCAGUAUAUCCGGCCAGCACGGUCCAUCGCCCGUAUUGACUCAAAGUACAGAUUUUCUCCUUCUUCUCAUGUUGAGGUCCUUCAUGAAGAUAGCUGGUGGCCUGGUGUUAUUCUGAAGGUCUUAGGUACUGGAAUCGACAAGAAGUAUGUAGUAAUGUUGGACUGUCACAAGACAGAUCUUGAUGAGAUCGAUAUGGAUGCGCUGAGGGUUGAAAUUACGCAGCUCAGGCCACUGUGUGACUGGGACGGUGAAAAAUGGGUACCCUGCUUGAAGAAGGAAUCUGCAAAAAGGCCAAUUUCCGCUGCCUUGGAUAAUGACUCGGAUAAAAUCAGUGACGAACCUGGUUCUCAUCGGGACAAAAAGAAGUUGAAGAAUGCGGAUGUGAUACCAGAACAAAUUUCUCCCCUUUUGUCUGUUGGUAAAGAAAACAUUGAAAUUACUCGUAAGCAAGGAAAUGCAGUAUUGGCACCAAGGUCUGAGUUGUCACCUCCUUCACUGCCACCAAUGUCAUCAUUUGGCCGUCUGAGUUCUUCGUCUUCACCUGCUACAAGUUGUCAUCUUGCACAAUCAUCUUCUCACAUUCAGGCUUCGUUGUUUGGAGCGUUUGGACAAUCAAGGCCUAUUCCACAGGGCCUGCCAUUAGGAACGCGGUCGCUUAUUAGCUCAUUUUUUACCGGUAUUGAAGGGUCAAAAAGAGUAUUAAGCGAUCCGGAUAAGCAGUCCACUGCUGGAACUGGGACUGAACCGUUCAGACAAAUGGAGGGAUGUGUUUCUUUACAAACAGCAGUGCCUGUAGGGGAGAAGCCUGAAACUCCAAUGGAAAGGAUAGAUGCUAAAGCCAUUGAAGAAGGCAGCAAUGUUGUCUCUGUCUCUGAAGACCGUUCACAAUCACACCAAGGUAAUGCAACACAUGAUUCUUGCUGUCCUUUGUCUGCGGAAUAUGUGGCUGUGCAUGAGAGUAUCAUGCGCACGAGUGGCCAGCUUUCAGAAUCCUCGGCAAUCCAGCAUCUUCCAAUUGUGAAGACCUCCCCAUUGUGGGCACAGCUUGAGGCACUGGAGAUAUUCAGGACAACGCCACAGCGGCCAAAUCUCCAUCAGUUUCAGCAGCACGUUCCAGAGCUCCAUGAAGGACUGGCACUAGGUCUGAUGAUCUCUUUUGCUGAUCUGGCAGAAAGCAUAAACAGGCUAGGUGUUCAGGACGACAAUGAGCUCCUCGAGCGGAAGAUGGAGUGCCUGGCUUAUCUCGAGGCAAGUGGUUUCGAUGUCGGGGACCUGAGAUCGCGCGUGGAAGCUUUAAUUCGCAUGAAAAAGCUGGAGGAGGAGAUUGCUCGCGAAGAAGCCGACGACCGAGAACUGGGCACGCAACUUCGCGCCUUGGCUAUGGCUGUCCAUCACCUUGAACUGCAUGCCUAUCUUGUGCGCAAUGUGAUAAGGUCUACCGUCGCACGGAGGAUGAACAAUGCCAUGGAGAUCUCGAGGCUCAAGGCAGAAGCGAACAAUCUAUCCACCGCAAUGCCACGGUGA
Messenger RNA from Triticum turgidum subsp. durum (durum wheat), 2259 nucleotides. Lineage: Eukaryota; Viridiplantae; Streptophyta; Magnoliopsida; Poales; Poaceae. The record is from the annotation of a GenBank genome assembly.